AUGACUCACCAGGUCCAAGGGACGGCGUUCAUCACCGGCGCCGCGUCAGGAAUCGCCGCCUCCACCACCCACAAACUCGCUCAAAAUGGCAUCUCCAACCUCGCCCUCGCAGACCUCAACGUCCCGGGCCUCGAACAAAUCGCCAAAGAACUCAAAGCGACCCGCCCCGAUCUCCGAACCCUGAUUCUCCGGGUCGACGUAUCCUCCGAAGACUCCGUCACGGCGGCGGUCCGCAAAACCGUCGGCGAAUUUGGCCGCAUCGAUAUCGGGGUGAAUUGCGCGGGCGUGGCGCAGGAGAUUUGUUCGACGCAUGAGACGCCGAAGGAGACUUGGGAGAGGGUCGUUGGGGUGAAUCAGACGGGGGAUGGACGACAUUACGCAAAGGAUGGAAUCCGAAUAAAUGCGCUCUGUCCGGGAUUCGUCGCAACACCACUCAUCCAACCCGGAAUCGACGCGGGGAAUUUCGCGCGCGACAUCGAAGCCCUUCCGAUCGGGCGGGUCGGUCAACCGGAGGAGAUCGCAGAUACGAUUCUGUAUAUGACGUCGCCGAUGAGUAGCUUCAUGGUUGGGGCGGCGGUGGUCGUGGAUGGGGGGUAUAGUCUUUAG
Messenger RNA from Aspergillus affinis, 606 nucleotides. RefSeq names its product SDR family NAD(P)-dependent oxidoreductase. NCBI's taxonomy places the organism in Eukaryota, Fungi, Ascomycota, Eurotiomycetes, Eurotiales, Aspergillaceae. Bases 1 to 606 code for a protein of 201 amino acids. The transcript has 4 exons. The record is from RefSeq and is a predicted model, not a curated record.